Messenger RNA from Oxyura jamaicensis (ruddy duck), 928 nucleotides. Its product is annotated as ribonuclease T2-like. Gene Ontology annotation, cellular component: extracellular region. Gene Ontology annotation, biological process: RNA catabolic process. NCBI's taxonomy places the organism in Eukaryota, Metazoa, Chordata, Aves, Anseriformes, Anatidae. The record is from RefSeq and is a predicted model, not a curated record. The transcript is spliced from 8 exons. The annotation marks the transcript as partial. Gene Ontology annotation, molecular function: RNA binding; ribonuclease T2 activity.
GCAAUGUGUUAUCCUACAUAUAUGUAUAUAUAUAGUAGACAUUGUGCGCCUAGCUGGAGGUGUUGUUCUUUUAAAAUACUUGAGAAAAAAAUAUAUAUUUUCUUUCUCCAGUGACAGCCACCCUCAUACCUGGGACAAGCUUUAUCUUGCUCAUCAUUGGCCAGUGACUGUAUGCAAGCAAUACAGUAUUAAUUGUCAAGACCCACCAGAGUACUGGACAAUUCAUGGACUAUGGCCUGACGGAGUUCAAGAUUGUAAUAGAACAUGGCAUUUCAAUGACACAGAGAUUAAGGAUCUUAUGACAGACAUGACACGCUAUUGGCCGGAUGUAAUUCAUCCAUCUUUGAAUAGCACCCAUUUCUGGAAACAUGAAUGGGAGAAACAUGGGACUUGUGCAGCCACACUUCAGGUCCUCAAUUCUCAGAAGAAAUACUUUGGUAAAACCCUGGAGCUCUACUGGCAAGUUGAUCUUAAUGGUAAUCUCCAGAAGGCUGGGAUAAAGCCAAACAGUACAUAUUACACGAUGACUGACAUAAAAGAAGGUAUUAGAAAAUUGUAUGGUUUAACACCAAAGAUCCAAUGUCUUCCUCCAGAAAAGGGUGAAAAAGCACAAAUACUUGGUCAGAUUGAAUUCUGCUUCACCAAGGAACUGAAGCUGAGAAACUGCACAGAGCCAAGGGGUGAAUCCAACAGAUUGCAGCUUGGAAUUCGGAAUCUGUCUGUCUGCAAAGACAAUCUUCCCGUCUAUUAUCCUCCAAUGGUCCAACAUCGCAAAUGAAGCCACAAGAAUUUGAAAAACUUCUUAAACAAAACAAAUCAAAAACAACAAAUCCCUUAAACGGUAUAUCUUGGAAAACAGUCUUGACUUGACUUAGCAAUAUUACAAACCCCUGUCUAUUUCAGGAUGCUGUGAGGAUUUUUGCUGGAG